This is a messenger RNA of Monopterus albus (swamp eel), 2602 nucleotides long. It is a transcript of the gene nptx2b, whose product is annotated as neuronal pentraxin IIb. NCBI's taxonomy places the organism in Eukaryota, Metazoa, Chordata, Actinopteri, Synbranchiformes, Synbranchidae. The coding region runs from base 289 to 1590 and encodes 433 amino acids. The record is from RefSeq and is a predicted model, not a curated record. The transcript has 5 exons.
CAGCACCACACUGUGCGCGCAGUCUGUGCCAGGAAUAGUUAACACAAGCCAUAUUAACGGGGCUUACAGUGACCGACUCACGCUUGAUGGGAUUUUUUUUAUUUUUUUAUUUUGCUGUUUAGGCAUAACGCUAAGUGGAAAUAGUUAAACGUAAAGCUUUGUGAGGCUAGACCUAUUUGCACUUUUGCGCACUAAACUUAAAAGUGGUUUUCGUUAGAGAGUGUUCAAGGUUUCGUGUUUGGCCUUUCGCUCUUCCCUUGACUUUCGUUAACGGUAAAAGUCGCCAGCAUGUUUUCCCUCUUGUACGGACUGUUAUGUAUUUGUGUACUGAGCUGCGGUCAGCCAGGUAGCGGCCAAGCGGACGAUGGGAAACGGUAUAUCUGCCGGGCAGUACCCCUCAGCGGCGAUGACAGUUGCCCUGUGACAUUGUUACCCGAGCUAAACUCCGGAAGUCAGGAAGAAGAACUCAGAAACACCCUCAUGCAGUUACGAGAGACAAUUUUGCAGCAGAAAGAAACCAUUUCCAAACAGCUUGGCACCAUCAACGAACUAACCACCAAGCUGUCCCUCUGCGCAUCAGAGUAUGAAAAGGGGGGUUCUUGGAGCAAAGAAAAACAAAAUACAAUGGGGGAUGUUCCCAGAGAUCCUAAUGAUACAAUCGACAGCCUUGGGAAAACAAUACAAGGGCUCAAGGACCGUUUGGAAAACCUGGAGCAACAGCAGAUGAGGGCCAACAUAUCCGGCGCCUCAUUCCCCAGUGAGCUCCGCGACCUGCUGCAGCGCCGGCUCGGGGAGCUGGAGAAACAGCUCCUGAAGAAAGUCAGCAACCUGGAGGAGGAGAAGAGCAUGCUGUCCAAUGCUACAGCUGCCUACAGGCUGAAGACAGAGAACGCACUGAACGCCCUGGUGGAGAGGAUCAGUGAGCUGGAGAAAGGGGGAGGAGACUUCAAGUCCCCAGAACAGUUUAAACUGUCCCUCCCCCAGCGGACCAACUACCUGUACGGUCGCAUCACUAAGACCCUGCCAGAGUUGUAUGCUUUCACACUCUGUAUGUGGAUCAAGUCCAGUGCUAGCCCUGGCAUAGGGACACCUUUCUCAUAUGGCGUGCCAGGCCAAGCAAAUGAGAUUGUGCUAAUUGAAUGGGGCAAUAACCCAAUAGAGCUGCUCAUUAAUGACAAGGUUGCCCAGCUGCCCUUGGAGGUGCGUGAUGGAAGGUGGCACCACAUCUGCAUCUCCUGGACCACACGGGAUGGCCAAUGGGAGGCUUAUCAAAAUGGGGAGAAGCUAGGUACUGGUGACAACCUGGCGGCCUGGCACCCCAUCAGACCCGGAGGAGUCAUUAUCCUGGGGCAGGAGCAGGACGUGGUGGGAGGGCGCUUUGAUGCCGGACAAGCUUUUGUGGGCGAGCUGAGUCAGGUAAACAUUUGGGACCGCAUUCUGAAAUCCGUCGAGAUCCAGUCUAUGGCCAACUGCAGUUCUUACAUCCCUGGUAAUGUGAUUUCUUGGCUAGCAAGCAAUGUUGAAGUUUUUGGGAGGGGAGCUUUCAAAAGGCCCUUGGAGAUGUGUCUGGAGCGGCUCCCCAAUGCUUAAGAACUGCCUGUCUGCUUCACAUUUGAUUAGGUAGUGUUUCCAUCCAUUCAGCGUUUUUCUCAUUGUCUGCCCUUACUGUUGAACAGUUUAUAAACUUUGUUAUAUUAGUAUGCGUAACACUGUGUUUCAUCUACUUUGCACAGAGAGAUAUUUGGGAUUUGCUCACAUAUACAUGAUAGCUGUAGACAUUCUGACAAUCAGAUCUGUAGAAUCAAAUGUGGGAACACACCAAAGUGCUGCUGUCUAUGGCCUUAUGGCUGCUGUUUCUAGUAGUGUACUUUAAAACUUUAGUACACCCUACACAAACCUCUAGCACAGGUGUAUGCAUGUACUUCUACUGCUACAAAUACACUGGACCAGCAGUUUGGCAGAUGGCCCUGCAUAGCGUGUUAUUUACUGUAGGUUUGAGUCAGCAUCAAUUAAACCUCUGAGCUUGACGUUUUUGGUCAUUGAUGGGGAAUAAUACAAUUUGGCAAUGUGUGUGCUAUGUGGUACUGGCCAGUAUUUGGGUCAUGUGUGCAAUAGAUUUAAUCCUCUAAUAGAAAUGCUGUUGUUCAUGUAGUUGUCCAUCUUAUGUAUGAGUGAACACCUCACUUUACUGGGAAGCUAUGUUAUUGACAUGCAAUACUGAUACCAGUGAUACUAGUGAGUCUAUCAUAAAGCUUUUUCCCUUGCCUUUUUCAUUUGAACAAAACUUGUUAAGGUGAAGAUUCAUGUUGAAAAUAUAUUUAUAGCUGGAAUGUUGUAAAAUCUUUUGAUUUGUGAUUUGUAAUGGCGUUGUGGUGGUGAACUAAGCAUUGAGUGGAAAACUGUCACAGAUUAGACCUAUCAAAACUCUCAGAAAUGUCUUUUGAACUGCUGUAAGUGUGGUGAAAGUUUGUAUUAUUUAGUGUCUCUGUUCAGAAAAAGCUGUUUUUUAAAAUACGAUCUUGGUUUUUAGUACAUGCAUAAGUCACUGUUAACCUUGUCUUGUCACCUUCUAAUGAAGACUUAAGUGCCAUUAAAUGUGUCA